UGGGGGCCGCGGGGUUCCCGGGCGCGGCCGGGAUGAACCUCAGGAGAGCUACCCGCAGCGGCAGGACCACGAGCUGCAGGCCCUGGAAGCUAUAUACGGAGCCGACUUCCAAGACCUGCGGCUGAACGCGUGCGGACCGUUUUCGGUGGAUACAACAUCUUUAUUUUAUUUGUAUGUGGUGCUGAGGAUCGAACCCAGCACUGCGCACAUGCCAGGCGAGCGCGUUACCGCUUGAGCCACAUCCCCAGGCAAAAAGCUGCCACCAGACUGGUGAUUCUAUCUGGAUCUCUCUGCCCUUACGGUAUCAGUUUACAACCUCCAACUUGGUCCUUUUCCACCAUUAUCAGCCUCUCCUGGGCUUGGAGGACUCUGUGGACCAAGUCAAGAGCCUUAGCUGAAGUGGCUGGGCAUGACCUCGUCUCUCUAAGGUCCCCCAUAGAUCUUGGUCAUGGAACCAACUGCAGCACCGCCCUGGAGGUACAGGUCAAAGAGCCCCCUGAAAUCAAUUUAGUUCUGUACCCUCAGGGCUUAACUGGUGAAGAAGUUUAUGUGAAAGUGGAUUUGAGAGUUAAAUGCCCACCAACCUACCCAGAUGUAGUUCCUGAAAUAGAGUUAAAGAAUGCCAAAGGUUUGUCAAAUGAAAGUGUUAAUUUGUUAAAAUCCCGCCUAGAGGAACUGGCCAGAAAACAUUGUGGGGAGGUGAUGAUAUUUGAACUGGCUUACCACGUGCAGUCCUUUCUCAGUGAGCAUAACAAGCCCCCUCCCAAGUCUUUCCAUGAAGAAAUGCUGGAAAGGAGGGCUCAGGAGGAGCAGCAGAGGCUGUUGGAGGCCAAGCGGAAAGAGGAGCAAGAGAAGCGUGAAAUCCUUCAUGAGAUUCAGAGAAGGAAAGAAGAGAUAAAAGAAGAGAAAAAAAGGAAGGAAAUGGCUAAGCAGGAACGUUUGGAAAUUGCUAGUUUGUCAAACCAAGACCAUACCUCUAAGAAAGACCCCGGAGGACACAGAACAGCUGCCUUGCUACAUGGAGGCUCUCCUGAUUUUGUAGGAAAUGGUAAACACCGUACAAACUCUUCAGGAAGAUCUAGGCGAGAACGUCAGUAUUCUUUAUGUAGUAGUGAAGAUUCUCCUGGCUCUUGUGAAAUCCUAUACUUCUGCGUGGGUAGUCCUGAUCAGCUCAUGGUGCACAAAGGGAAAUGUAUUGGCAGUGAUGAACAACUUGGAAAAUUAGUUUACAAUGCAUUGGAAACAGCCACUGGCAGCUUUGUCCUGUUGUAUGAGUGGGUCCUUCAAUGGCAGAAAAAAAUUGGUCCUUUCCUUACCAGUCAAGAAAGAGAGAAAAUUGAUAAGUGCAAAAAGCAGCUUCAAGGGGCAGAAACAGAGUUCAACUCACUGGUGAAACUGAGUCAUCCAAAUGUGGUACGAUACUUUGCCAUGAAUUUCAAAGAGCAAGACAACUCCAUCACCGUGGACAUUUUAGUGGAGCACAUCAAUGGGGUCUCUCUCGCUACACACCUGAGUCACUUAGGCCCCAUCCCUGUGCAUCAGCUUCGCAAGUAUGCAGCUCAGCUCUUGUCAGGCCUUGAUUAUCUUCACAGCAAUUCUGUGGUGCACAAGGUCUUGAGUGCAUCGACUGUCUUGGUAGAUGCAGAGGGUACUGUCAAGAUUACAGAUUACAGCAUUUCUAAACGCCUAGCAGACAUUUGCAAGGAGGAUGUGUUUGAGCAAACCCGAGUGCGUUUUAGUGACAAUGCCCUGCCUUAUAAAACAGGGAAGAAGGGGGAUGUUUGGCAUCUUGGCCUUUUGCUACUCUCCCUCAGCCAAGGACAGGAAUGUGGAGAGUACCCCGUGACCAUCCCCAGUGACUUACCAGCCGACUUUCAAGAUUUCCUCAAGAAGUGUGUUUGCUUGGAUGACAAGGAAAGAUGGAGCCCUCAGCAGCUGUUGAAACAUGGCUUUAUAAACCCUCAGCCAAAAAUGCCUUUAGUGGAACAAAGUCCCGAAGGAAGGCAAGAUGAGGGAAAGUAUACAAGGGCCACUCAAGCAAGAGAUUCUGGAGGACAAGAUUAUGUUGAGACUGUUAUACCUAGCAGCCAGCUUCCCAGUGCUGCAUUCUUCAGUGAGACACAGAGACAGUUUUCCCGGUAUUUCAUUGAGUUUGAAGAAUUACAGCUUCUCGGCAAAGGAGCUUUUGGAGCAGUCAUCAAGGUCCAAAACAAGCUGGAUGGCUGCUGCUACGCUGUGAAGCGCAUCCCCAUCAACCCAGCCAGUAGGCACUUCCGCAGGAUCAAGGGCGAGGUGACACUGCUGUCGCGCUUGCACCAUGAGAACAUCGUGCGCUACUACAAUGCCUGGAUUGAGCGGCAUGAGCGACCAGCGGGCCCAGGGACACCACCUCCAGACUCAAGACCCCUGGCCCAGGAUGGACAAGCUGCACAUGGGCAGCCAGAAAGUGACACCAACAAGCUGGACAGCUUGGAGGCUGCCGCGCCACCUCCCAUCCUCACCAGCUCAGUGGAGUGGAGCACAUCAGCUGAGCGCUCAUCCAACGCCCGCUUCCCUGUAGCUGGCCCAGGCUCCAGCAGUGAUGAGGAUGAUGAUGAGGAUGAACAUGAUGGUGUCUUCUCACAGUCCUUCCUACCUGCAUCAGAUUCUGAAAGUGAUAUCAUCUUUGACCAUGAAGAUGAGAACAGUAAAAGUCAGAAUCAGGAUGAGGACUACAAUGAAAUUAACAGUUGCCAUGAAAGUGAGCCAUCGGUGACAACUGAAGCUGUGCACUAUCUGUAUAUACAGAUGGAGUACUGUGAAAAGAGUACUUUACGUGACACCAUUGACCAGGGGUUGUAUCGAGACACCAUCAGAUUGUGGAGACUUUUUCGAGAGAUUCUGGAUGGAUUGGCUUAUAUCCAUGAGAAAGGAAUGAUACACCGGGAUUUGAAGCCUGUCAACAUAUUUUUGGAUUCUGAUGACCAUGUAAAAAUAGGUGAUUUUGGCUUGGCAACAGAUCAUCUAGCCUUUGCUGCUGAUGGGAAACAAGAUGAUCAAGCAGGAGAUCACUUGAUAAAAUCAGACCCUUCAGGCCAUUUGACUGGGAUGGUUGGCACUGCUUUGUACGUAAGCCCAGAGGUCCAAGGAAGCACCAAGUCUGCAUACAACCAGAAAGUGGAUCUCUUCAGCCUGGGAAUUAUCUUCUUUGAGAUGUCCUAUCACCCCAUGGUGACAGCCUCAGAAAGGAUCUUUGUUCUUAACCAACUUAGAGAUCCCACAUCCCCCAAGUUUCCAGAAGACUUCAGUGAUGGAGAGCAUACAAAGCAGAAAUCUGUCAUCUCCUGGUUGUUAAACCAUGACCCAGCAAAACGUCCCACAGCCACAGAACUGCUGAAGAGUGAGCUGCUUCCCCCACCCCAGAUGGAGGAAUCUGAGCUGCAUGAAGUACUGCAUCACACGCUGGCCAACGUGGAUGGGAAAGCCUACCGCACCAUGAUGGCCCAGAUCUUCUCCCAGCGCAUUUCCCCUGCCAUCGAUUACACCUACGAUAGUGACAUACUGAAGGGCAACUUCUCAAUCCGUACAGCCAAGAUACAACAACAUGUGUGUGAAACCAUCAUCCGCAUCUUUAAAAGGCAUGGAGCUGUCCAGUUGUGUACCCCACUACUGCUUCCCCGAAAUAAACAAAUAUAUGAGCACAAUGAAGCAGCUGUGUUCAUGGACCACAGUGGGAUGCUGGUGAUGCUUCCUUUCGACCUGCGGGUCCCUUUUGCAAGAUAUGUGGCAAGAAAUAAUAUAUUGAAUUUAAAACGAUACUGCAUAGAACGUGUAUUUAGACCCCGCAAGUUAGAUCGAUUUCAUCCCAAAGAACUUCUAGAAUGUGCAUUUGACAUCGUCACUUCUACUACCAACAGCUCUCUGCCCACUGCUGAAACCAUCUAUACUAUCUACGAGAUUAUCCAAGAGUUUCCAGCACUUCAGGAAAGAAAUUACAGUAUUUACUUGAACCAUACAAUGUUAUUGAAAGCAAUACUCUUACACUGUGGGAUCCCAGAAGAUAAACUCAGUCAAGUCUAUGUUAUUCUAUAUGAUGCUGUGACAGAGAAGCUAACAAGAAGAGAAGUGGAAGCUAAAUUUUGUAAUCUGUCUUUGUCAUCUAAUAGCCUCUGCCGACUCUACAAGUUUAUCGAGCAGAAGGGGGAACUGCAAGACUUAACACCAACAAUAAAUUCACUAAUAAAACAGAAAACAGGUGUUGCCCAGUUGGUGAAGUAUGGCUUAAAAGACCUAGAGGAGGUUGUUGGACUGUUGAAGAAACUUGGCAUAAAAUUACAGGUCUUGAUCAACUUGGGCUUGGUUUAUAAGGUACAACAGCACAAUGGAAUCAUCUUCCAGUUUGUGGCAUUUAUCAGACGGAGGCAGAGAGCCGUACCUGAAAUCCUUGCAGCCGGUGGCAGAUAUGAUCUGCUGAUUCCCCAGUUUAGAGGUCCACAGGCUCUGGGGCCAGUUCCCACUGCGGUUGGUAUCAGUAUUGCAAUAGACAAGAUAUUUGCUGCUGUCCUCAAUAUGGAAGAACCUGUUACAAUAAGCUCCUGUGACCUCCUGGUUGUAAGUGUCGGCCAGAUGUCCAUGUCCAGGGCUAUCAAUUUAACCCAGAAACUCUGGUCAGCAGGAAUCAUGGCAGAAAUCCUGUACGACUGGUCACAGUCCCAAGAGGAAUUACAAGAGUACUGCAGACAUCAUGAAAUCACCUAUGUGGCCCUUGUCUCGGAUAAAGAAGGAAGCCAUGUCAAGGUUAAGUCUUUUGAAAAGGAAAGGCAAACAGAGAAGCGUGUGCUGGAGUUCGAUCUUGUGGACCAUGUUGUGCAGAAACUGAGAACUAAAGUCAAUGAUGAAAAGAAUAUCAGAGAAGCUUCCGAUAAUCUUGCAGUGCAAAAUCUGAAGGGGUCUAAUGCUUCAGGCUUAUUCGAAAUCCAUGGAGCAACAGUUGUUCCCAUUGUGAGUGUGAUAGCCCCUGAGAAGCUGUCAGCCAGCACAAGGAGGCGGUAUGAAACUCAGGUACAAACCCGACUUCAAACUACUCUUGCCAAUUUACAUCAGAAAAGCAGUGAAAUUGAAAUAUUGGCUGUGGAUCUACCCAAAGAAACAAUCUUACAGUUUUUAUCAUUAGAGUGGGAUGCUGAUGAACAGGCAUUUAACACAACUGUAAAGCAGCUGCUGUCACGCCUGCCAAAGCAAAGGUACCUCAAAUUAGUCUGUGACGAAAUUUAUAACAUCAAAGUUGAAAAAAAGGUAUCUGUGCUGUUUCUAUAUAGCUACAGAGAUGACUACUAUAGAAUCUUAUUUUAACCCUGAAGAACUCAUUACCUUGUUCAGACAGGGGCUUAUACUGGAAUAAUGGAAUGUUGUACAUUCACUGUCAUUUUAAAUUAACUUUAAAUUCUAAGAAAAUGCCCUACUGAGCUUUGUCAGUUUUUCAUGUGUAAUAUAUUAUAAAUUUAUCUUUUUGGGUAAAAUAAAUGCUUUGUCAUAUGUGUA
Marmota monax (woodchuck) is the source of this 5520-nucleotide messenger RNA. RefSeq names its product eukaryotic translation initiation factor 2 alpha kinase 4 (gene Eif2ak4). The transcript has 42 exons. Bases 703 to 5331 code for a protein of 1542 amino acids. Gene Ontology annotation, biological process: regulation of translational initiation by eIF2 alpha phosphorylation; DNA damage checkpoint signaling. The record is from RefSeq and is a predicted model, not a curated record. Gene Ontology annotation, molecular function: ATP binding; eukaryotic translation initiation factor 2alpha kinase activity; protein binding. NCBI's taxonomy places the organism in Eukaryota, Metazoa, Chordata, Mammalia, Rodentia, Sciuridae.